GUUUUUAAUUCCUGCUGUUUCUCUCAACAUGAUUGCAAUUGCACGUAAUCAUCUCUCCUCUUUGUUUAUAAACCCUAAUCCAUUUCUCUGCAACUCAAAUGUGCUCUCGUUUUCUACUCGGAGGGUGCAAACACUAAUCCCUAACCCUGAGAUCUGCGAUUUAUUGAUUAAUAAACUCCGAUUUUCUCCUGAAUCGGCUUCACUAGCUUCAUCGCGUUUUCCGAAAUUAAGAGAUCCCCAAAGAGCUGAUUCAGUGCUUUCGUUCCUCAAAGAGAAUAGCUUUACGACUGCUCAGCUGCAGAAAUUAGUAAUAUAUGAUCCUCGGAUUCUAGGGUUUACUAUUGAGGGUAUUAAAUCCAGAUUGAAGGUGUUCCAAGAUUUGGGGCUUUCUUCCGAGGAGAUUGCCAAGAUGAUUUCCAGUAAUAAGAGGAUUUUACAAUCAAGUAUAGCAAACAAGAUCAUUCCCAAUUUAUCGUUGCUGAAGGGCUUGCUGGGAUCCAAUGACGAUGUGGCCAGACUUUUGAAAAGAUUAUCCUGGUUUGUGAGACAUGAUUUGGAGAAAACCUUAAUUCCAAAUGUGGAAAUCUUGAAGAGAUGUGGCAUACCAAUGGAGCACAUCCUUCACUUGCUCUAUGGUCUACCGCGGGCUUUCGUGGUCAAGUCGGAUAUCAUGAGGAAAUCUGUAGACAAGGCCAUCGAAUUCGGGGUCCCUCGCACUUCAGUUGUUUUUAUCUAUGCUGUUUGUCUGUUUCACUCUACGAGCCAGGGGAUGUGGGAAGCCAAGCUGCAAACUCUCCGUGAUUUGGGAUUUUCUGAUGAUGAUGCGUUGGCAAUGUUUAGGAAACAACCUACUGUUUUUAGAGCAUCUGGAAACAAAAUGAAGAGCAAAAUUGAGCUUCUUCUUGGUACUGGGAAAUACGGGGUUGCUAGUAUAGUUGCUAACCCGGUGGCACUUGGCUACAAUAUCGAGAAGAGGCUUGAGCCGCGAAUGCAAAUUCUGAGACUUUUGGAGAGUAGGAAUCUGAUUGAAACGUGGCCAGGUCUUUCAUUAUUUGCUUCGUGUACGGAUUAUAUGUUUUUUGAUAAAUUCAUUAGGCCUUAUUAUGACAAGAUUGGCGAAGAGUGCAUCAUCAAGAAAUUUGUCGCAGGAAAAAAAGAGUUGAAGGUGUAAGCAUAUGCCUGCGGAGCUCAGUUUUUUAAGUAACACUGAAUAGGUUAAGUAAAAGGUGUAUUUCAAGUAGCAAUUGACUAGGUAAAAUUAGGAGGUUUGAACCAGCUCUCAAGCUGUAUAUGUAUGAUGCUUAUUUAUCCAUUCUUGUAUAUUUCAGCUUUUAUUGCUCAAGAAGUAUUUCUACUCCA
This is a messenger RNA of Salvia hispanica, 1359 nucleotides long. RefSeq names its product transcription termination factor MTERF8, chloroplastic-like. Gene Ontology annotation, molecular function: double-stranded DNA binding. Lineage: Eukaryota; Viridiplantae; Streptophyta; Magnoliopsida; Lamiales; Lamiaceae. The record is from RefSeq and is a predicted model, not a curated record. Gene Ontology annotation, biological process: regulation of DNA-templated transcription.